Molecule: messenger RNA, 2013 nt
Organism: Arabidopsis lyrata subsp. lyrata
Lineage: Eukaryota; Viridiplantae; Streptophyta; Magnoliopsida; Brassicales; Brassicaceae
Product: UDP-glycosyltransferase 83A1
Exons: 3
Coding region: 507-1898 (463 amino acids)
Molecular function (GO): UDP-glycosyltransferase activity
Source: RefSeq, a predicted model, not a curated record
UUACCAGUUAGUAACGAAACAGAUCAUCUCAAUUUGUAUGAACAUUUACAACAUAUAGAGUACUUUAGUUUAAAAUUACAGUAUAAUGUUUACGUGUUGAUUCCAAGAUCUUUGUAAUGGGUAGAUCUUAUACAGAAAUCAUCCAAAACCUAUAAGUCUGUAUUGUUGGUAAUUGAUUUUCAAUGUUUUUUUUUUUCACGAAAUGAAUUAAUUUAAUGUUAAUCGUUGGUUAUGUACCAUGAUUAUUUUGCUGUUGCUUUCUACAAAGACAAAAAUAUUGGGACUUUGGUGUUAUGGUUAUCUAAUGUUUUUUUUUUACUUACAAUAAACUAAGCUCAUUUGCUCUCUUUUGAUACACAAGUCAAACUUGGGAUCAAAUUUGUCUUGAUUCCGAAAGAAAAACGACAAAAAUCAAUUAGAGUUAGUUGUCGAUUCAUCCCGUAUUAAUCUUCUAAAUUUUCCUAUAAAUGAAUGAUUUUUCUUAUAGACAAUAACUCAAAAUAAAUAUGGAUAAUAACUUAAAUAAAAGAAUGGGAAGGCCACAUGUUGUGGUCAUACCUUACCCAGCACAAGGUCAUGUUCUUCCUCUAAUGAGUUUCUCACGUUACCUUGCGAAACAAGGAAUCCAAAUUACAUUCAUAAACACCGAGUUUAACCAUAAUCGCAUCAUCAAUUCCUUACCCAAUUCAUCUCAUGAAGAUUAUGUUGGGGAUGGGAUCAAUCUUGUUUCAAUCCCCGACGGUUUAGAAGAUUCACCAGAAGAGAGGAACAUUCCAGGGAAGUUGUCGGAGUCUGUUUUGCGUUUUAUGCCUAAAAAAGUAGAGGAAUUGAUCGCGGAAACUAGCGGUGGCAGCUGCGGUACAAUCAUUAGCUGCGUUGUAGCGGAUCAGAGCUUGGGAUGGGCAAUCGAAGUUGCAGCUAAGUUUGGGAUCAGACGCGCCGCGUUUUGUCCUGCCGCGGCUGCGUCUAUGGUUCUUGGAUUUAGUAUUCAAAAACUUAUUGAUGAUGGUCUCAUAGAUUUUGAUGGGACUGUGAGGGUAAAUAAGACAAUUCAGUUAUCUCCCGGGAUGCCAAAGAUGGAAACAGACAAGUUUGUGUGGGUUUGUCUGAAGAACAAAGAAUCUCAGAAGAACAUAUUCCAACUUAUGCUUCAAAACAAUAACUCAAUCGAGUCAACGGAUUGGUUGUUGUGUAACUCUGUCUAUGAACUCGAAACGGCAGCAUUUCGAUUAGGCCUGAAAAUAUUACCGAUUGGGCCCAUUGGUUGGGGUCAUAGUCUGCAGGAGGGGUCCAUGUCACUAGGAAGCUUUUUGCCUCAGGACCGGGAUUGUUUGGAUUGGUUGGACCGGCAGAUUCCCGGUUCGGUGAUAUAUGUUGCCUUUGGGAGUUUUGGGGUUAUGGGCGACGUUCAAUUAGAAGAGCUAGCAAUUGGUCUAGAGCUUACCAAGAGGCCAGUUUUGUGGGUCACUGGUGAUCAACAAACAAUCAAACUCGUGUCGGAUCGAGUCAAAGUGGUGAGAUGGGCUCCACAACGGGAGGUUCUUUUUUGUGGAGCCAUUGGAUGUUUCGUGAGCCAUUGUGGAUGGAAUUCAACUCUGGAAGGAGCCCAAAAUGGUAUACCAUUUCUAUGCAUCCCUUAUCUUGCAGACCAAUUUAUCAACAAAGCAUAUAUAUGCGAUGUGUGGAAGAUUGGAUUAGGAGUUGAGAGAGACGAACGAGGAGUGGUUCCGAGGUUAGAGGUGAAGAAGAAGAUCGAUGAGAUCAUGAGUGACUAUGGAGAGUAUAAAGAACGAGCUAUGAAGAUUAAAGAGGUUGUGAUGAAAAGUGUUGCAAAAGAUGGAAUUUCUUGUGAGAAUCUUAAUAAAUUUGUCAACUGGAUCAAAUCACAAGUGUAUUGAUAAAAUUUGUAAACGGAAUAAUGCAAGAAGAAAUGAAAUGUAUCCAAUUCAAGUUUUCAACCAAACAUCAAACAACUUAUUAGUGUGUAUGGGAAAAUUAUGAAGAGAACAAAAA